AUGAAUGAUGAGAAGCAACCCCUACUCAUUGGACCAAAUACACCUAUUGACAACAAUGAUGUACAAGCUGUUGAGUUGAUAAAUGAUCCAACAGUGUCUAAGGAUGAUAAAACUAAGCACGAAUAUCACCCUGCUUCUGAAAGAUGUUUGGAACAUCCAACAUCAAAUUUCGAUACCCUCAUUCAUCUUCUUAAAGGUAAUAUCGGCACUGGUAUCUUAGCCAUGCCCGACGCCUUUAAAAACGCUGGUUUGUUGUUUGGUGUAUUUGGUACAUUAUUUAUGGGUGCAAUUUGUACUCAUUGUAUGCAUAUUCUUGUUCAAUGUUCAAAUGAACUAUGUGUAAGAAAUCAAAGACCUGCUUUGGGAUUUUCUGAAGUAGUAGAAGAUGCUUUUACAUCAGGACCAGUGCCUUUGAGGCCAUUUGCCAAAAAAAUGAAGAAUAUAAUCAAUGUAUUUUUGGUAAUAACACAAUUGGGAUUUUGCUGUGUGUACUUUUUGUUUGUUGCCACUAACCUUCAAGAUGGAAUGCGUUUCUUCCACAUAAACCUCAGUGUGCAUACAUAUUUGGCAAUCUUAUUUCCAGCAAUUUUAGCAUUAUCUAUGGUGAAAAAUUUGAAAUACUUAACCCCAGUAUCUUUGGUUGCAUCUAUAAUGACCGCUUGGGGCUUAGUUGUAACAUUUUAUUAUAUAUUGCAAGAUUUGCCACAUACCAGUACAGUGAAAGCAUUUGCAAGUUGGCAUCAGUUACCUUUGUAUUUUGGUACAGCUAUUUAUGCAUUUGAAGGUAUAGGUGUGGUGCUGCCCCUAGAAAAUAAUAUGAAAACUCCAGAAGAUUUUGGCGGAUGCACUGGGGUAUUGAAUUUGGGUAUGGUUAUAGUAGCGGCAUUGUACACUGCGAUCGGCUUUUUUGGAUAUCUUAAGUACGGCGAACACGUAUUAGGCAGCAUCACAUUAAAUUUACCAAAUGAUUGGCUAGCUCAGAGUGUGCGGACGGUUAUGGCUGCAGCUAUAUUUCUAUCGUACGGCCUCCAAUUCUACGUACCGAUGAAUAUAGUAUGGCCAUUUGUGAAAUCGAAAUUGAAAUCGGAUGAGGCGCUCAAACAUGGUGAAAUCGUGACACGAGUUGUCCUUAUAUUCAUUACAUUUUCAGCGGCGGCAUUGAUUCCAAAUCUGAGCGGAAUUAUUUCGCUCGUCGGCGCAUUCAGCAGCUCAGCAUUAGCGCUCAUCUUCCCGCCUAUUAUUGAGAUUGUCACCUUCUGGCCCGAUCAUUUGGGCGCACACGGGUGGAAAUUAUGGAAGGAUGUAUUUAUAAUCGUAUUCGGCAUCACAGGAUUCGUAUUUGGAACAUACGCGAGCUUGGAAGCUAUUUUGAAACAUUCGUAA
This is a messenger RNA of Diatraea saccharalis (sugarcane borer), 1383 nucleotides long. Lineage: Eukaryota; Metazoa; Arthropoda; Insecta; Lepidoptera; Crambidae. The record is from the annotation of a GenBank genome assembly.